UUAGCCUGUACCAACAUGGCAGCGCUCUGAGUCCUGCAGGAAGGAACCAGGAGUAAAUAAAGACACAUUUGACGUUUUAGCGGGAGCGACAGCGUCCGGACGUCCGUGUUUAGGACCGGUUGGAUCCGAGGGGGGGAAAAUGUCGAGUGACGGCAGUAAAAAACAGUUCUGGAAAAGAAACGCAGCGAAGGUUCCUGGCAGCAUUCAGCAUGUGUAUGGCGCGCAACACCCACCUUUUGAUCCACUCCUCCAUGCUAACUUGAUUAAGGUGGGCAACAAGCCGUCUCCUGCCACGCCGGGCAAGCCCAAGAAGGCCACGACGUUCCAAGAGUUCGAGAGCAUUACGAGCGACGCCUGGGACGUCGGCGACGACGAUGACGAGCUCCUGGCCAUGGCAGCGCAGAACCUCAACAUCGAGGUUGUCAUGGAGACCGCUAAUAAGGUGAUAGAAAAUCACAGCAAGCUGCAGGAGAGACAGAAGCUGGACGACACCGUAGAGUCGUGUCAAAGAGGGGACGACAACACGCAAGAGGCGGAGUACGAGGAGGACGACGAGGAGGACGAUGAGGAUGACCGAGUGGAGGAGGGAGACUUGACCAGUCCAGAGGUUUCCUUUUCCUUCCAGAGCAGUCAUGACACUGAGGGACGUUUGGUUAAAUCCCACAGCGAAGCUCCGAUCGGAUCACCGAAAGAUGCAGCAAGCGAGCACGCCGCCCUCUACAGACAGCGCUCUCUGCCCCACCGGCCCCCCGUCAUCCCACUCGUAGCUCGCAUGGCUGACCAGAACACGUCGGGCACCCCGGCCAUGACCGAGAGGGAGGCGUCGCGUCUGGAUAAAUUCAAGCAGUUGUUGGCUGGCCCUAACACAGAUCUUGAAGAGCUUCGGAAACUCAGCUGGUCUGGAAUCCCGCGACAAGUUCGACCAAUCACGUGGAAGCUCCUCUCUGGGUACUUGCCAGCCAAUGCAGAGAGGCGAGACAAUGUCCUCCAGAGGAAGCGGCAGGAGUAUUUCGGCUUCAUCCAGCAGUACUACGACUCCCGCAAUGACGAGCACCAUCAGGACACGUACAGACAGAUCCAAAUAGACAUUCCUAGGAUGAGUCCCGAGUCUUUGGUGCUCCAGCCAAAGGUGACAGAGAUUCACAUUGACAUACCGAGAACUAAUCCUCUUAUUCCUCUCUUUCAACAAGCUUCUGUCCAAGAGAUAUUUGAACGCAUCCUCUUCAUUUGGGCCAUACGGCACCCGGCCAGCGGCUACGUGCAAGGCAUCAACGACCUGGUCACGCCCUUUUUUGUGGUCUACGUCUUUGAGUACAUCGAGGAAGAAGUGGAAAACUUUGACGUGUCCAGUCUCCAGGAAGAGGCUCUGAGGAACAUCGAAGCUGACAGCUUCUGGUGCAUGAGCAAGCUGCUGGACGGCAUCCAGGACAACUACACUUUUGCACAGCCGGGCAUCCAGAGGAAAGUCAAGGCCUUGGAGGAGCUGGUCAGCAGGAUUGACGAAUCGGUGCAUCAUCACAUGCAGCAUUACGAGGUGGAAUACUUGCAGUUUGCCUUCCGCUGGAUGAACAACCUUUUGAUGAGGGAGCUGCCGCUACGAUGCACCAUUAGAUUGUGGGACACCUACCAGGCUGAACCGGAGGGUUUCUCCCAUUUCCACCUCUACGUCUGUGCAGCCUUCCUAGUGAGGUGGAGGAAAGAGAUUCUAGAGGAGCGAGACUUUCAGGGCCUGAUGAUUCUGCUGCAGAACCUUCCCACAAUGCACUGGGGCAACGAGGAAGUCAGCGUGCUCCUGGCCGAGGCCUACAGGUUGAAGUUCGCCUUCGCCGACGCCCCCAACCACUACAAGAGAUGAUGACGCUGCGCCCCCCCCCCCCCCCCCCAGCCUCCUCCUGGCCAUUCGUCUUCACACUUGAGCUAUGAGAGAUUGAAGUAACUGAGAGGGUGACGCACUGCACAUGUUUUUUUUUUUUUACUUUUUACUUUUUGUGUUUUAUCCCCCCCGAAAUGCGUGGAAGGCGACCUCAGGUGCAACGUCGAGCGAUUGCUAGCGAUGGCCAAUGAGUGUUCUGGCUCUUUCUCUGCAGAGAUUUGACCUUUUUUUUGUCAGUUUUGUGCAGUCAAUGGACGGCGGCGCAAAGGGCAGAGCACGUGGCGUCCAUAACUGAACCUUCUCUCCCGCUCAACCUGACGGAACAUCAUUUUUUUUUUUUUUGCCUUCGCCUUGCCCUCGAGCGAUGAGGAUUGCCCCUCCUUGGAGUCCAGAGAGCUUCAUCAGCAUCCACAUGAAUCAAGCGCCACCGGGGGGGUAAGAAUUUAUCUCCCUGCAACAUCUUAUUUAUUGGCUCCAGGGAAGUCAUAAAGUGUCUCAAUAGGACACGUGACGAUUGGUCAAGGGACUUACCUUGGGAAAGAUUUUUGUUUGCAAAGAUUGUUGCAACAGGGAUGGACGCCUUUCCAUUUUUCUUCCCCCGCUCACAUCAUCAGCCUUUUAGAAGUUGUUUUUUUUAUUUAUUUUUUUAUGAUUUGUCUACAUUAUCCCAUUAAAUCGUGCCUGACAUCAAGAAAUAUAUAUAUAUAAAUAUAUUAUUCAUUUUUUUUUUUACAUGUUUUUAUUUCCAUUUUUUGUUUAAUGUUCUGGCUGUUGUGUGAGUUACAAACCCCGCCUCUAUAAUAGUGAUUGUCCAAUCAUAUGGCAGCAACACGUCCGUUUUAGGAAGUCCCUGAUCAUAUUUCUAUAAUGACACACUUGCAGGUCACAAUAUUAGGCACACCUACAAAAGGGAGGACCAGCCAAUCAACAAUUUAAAGAAGGGCGGGGCUUACUGAUGAAUCACUUUUGUUUUUACUGCCUUGAUUUGACAAGUGUAAAAAAAAAAAAAAAAAAGUUUAUAUUUUAGCCUUUUUUUUGUUGUUGUUUUUUUUUUAAAUUGAAUCAGUAGAUAGAAUUAAUAUCCGGCAUCCCCCAUUUAAGGAAGUGGGGGAUUUAUUGAAGCAUCAUGUUUGUUCUUAUUGCCUUGAUCCCCUAGAAAAAAUAAAAUAAAACAAAUAAUUCAGAUUUAACAAGUGUAAAAAAAAAAAAAAAUAAGUUUAUAUUUUAGCCUUUUUUUUGUUGUUGUUUUUUUUAAAUUGAAUCAGUAGAUAGAAUUAAUAUCCGGCAUCCCCCAUUUAAGGAAGUGGGGGAUUUAUUGAAGCAUCAUGUUUGUUCUUAUUGCCUUGAUCCCCUAGAAAAAAUAAAAUAAAACAAAUAAUACAGAUUUAACAAGUGUAAAAAAAAAAAAAAAAGUUGAUCUUUUAGACUUUUUUGAAAUUUAAUAAGUAGAUAGAAUCAAUAUCUGGCAUUUCCAAUUGAAGGAAGUGAGGGGCAUAUUGAAGCAUCAUGUUUGUUCCUAUUGCCUUGAUCACAUUGAAAAAAAAAAAAGAUUAAAAUAAUACACAUUUAACAAGUGUAAAAAAAAAAAAGGAGAUUUUUUUAGACUUUUUUUAAACAGUUUUUUUUUUUUACAUUUGAAUCAAUAAAGAUACUAUUUGAGAUCUCCAAUUUAAGAAAGUGGGGGGCUUGUUAAGCGUCACAUUUAUUAUUAUGGCCUUAAUCCGGCAAAAAAAAUUGAUAAAAAAAUAAAAAUACGGAUUUAACAAUUUAAAAAAGUUAAUCUUUCUGACAUUUUUAUUUUUUAAAUGUAAUUUUACAAAAUGAAUCAAUAGAUAGAAAAAAAUAUCUGGCAUCCCCAUAUUAAAGAAGGGCAGAUCAUACUGUAGCAUCGUUUUUGUUCUAAUCCCUUAUUCCAC
Messenger RNA from Nerophis lumbriciformis (worm pipefish), 3789 nucleotides. RefSeq names its product TBC1 domain family, member 22a (gene tbc1d22a). The record is from RefSeq and is a predicted model, not a curated record. Lineage: Eukaryota; Metazoa; Chordata; Actinopteri; Syngnathiformes; Syngnathidae. Gene Ontology annotation, biological process: activation of GTPase activity. Gene Ontology annotation, molecular function: GTPase activator activity.